AUGGCGUCUGUUCUCAAUGAACCUAUCGAGACUCGGCUCUUCAUCAACGGCGAGUUCCAGUUCCGAGACUCGUCUACCAAAACCACAUUCGACGUGGUAUACCCCUAUACCAAAGAAGUCGUAGCGCAAGGUAUGACCCCCAACAAACCCCGCACGAACAAAAUUUUCUCACAAUCCGCACCAGUCCAAGAAGCUACCGUCGAGGAUGUUGACGACGCCGUCGCAGCAGCUAACGCUGCCUUCCCAGCCUGGCGAGACCUAGGCACCGCCCAGCGCGGCGCAUACCUGCACAAGCUCUCUAAGCUCAUAUUGGAAUCAAACGGCGAGCUCGCCAAAUUAGAAACACUCUCGACCGGCCGUCCGAUCUCGCAUUUCUUCGACGCCGCCAUGGCAGCUGAGACCUUCGGAUAUUUCGCAACGGGUGGCUGGAGCGCGCAGGGCACAGCCAGUCUCAACACGCCCGACCACCUAAACCUAACAGUCAAGCAGCCGUACGGCGUCGCAGCGCUGAUAAUCCCAUGGAACUUCCCGCUCAUCAUGUUCGCUGGGAAAAUGGCGCCCGCGCUCGCAGCCGGAAACACAGUUAUCUUGAAGAGCAGCGAGAAGGCGCCCCUGACAUCCCUGUACGUCGCCAAAUUGAUCGAAAAAGCCGGCUUCCCGCCCGGCGUCAUAAACAUCAUCUCCGGACACGGCAACCCCGCCGGCGCGGCGCUAUCCUCGCACAUGAAAGUGCGCUGCAUCAGCUUCACUGGGUCCUCACUAACAGGCCAGAAGAUCCAAGCCGCAGCAGCCAAGACGAACCUGAAGCACGUGCUGAUGGAACUAGGCGGCAAGUCGCCGGCCAUUGUGUUCGAAGACGCAGACCUCGAAGCCGCGGCCGCACAAACCCAGUUCAGCAUCCAGUUCAACAGCGGGCAGGUGUGCGUGGCGAAUUCACGGAUCUACGUGCACGAGUCUGUCGUGGAGAAGUUUACGCGUCUCUUCCGCGAGAAGUUCGAGGCUGUGCAGCUCGGGGACCCGCUCGACCCUUCUACUUCGCAUGGCCCGCAGAUCGAUGUCCUGCAGUACAACCGGAUCAAGGAGUAUCUUGCGAUUGGCGAGAAAGAUGGGAAGUUGACGACGGGCGGAGAUGCGAACGAUGGGUAUUUUGUGCGGCCUACUAUUUUUGAGGGCGUGCCUGAGGACUCGCGGUUGAUGCGGGAGGAGGUGUUUGGGCCCGUUGUUGCGAUUAAUACGUUUUCGACGGAGGAGGAGGCGAUUGAGAAGGCGAACGAUACUGAGUUUGGCUUGUAUGCUUCUGUUUUCACGAAGGAUCUUGAUCGCGCGGUUCGGCUGGCGAAGGCUCUUGAUGCUGGUACUGUUGGUGUGAACUGUACUAGUCCGACGAAUGCCAAGGACGGUGCGUUUGGGGGGUAUAAGAUGAGCGGGAGUGGUCGCGAGGGCAUUUUGUAUAGCCUUGACAAUUUCCUUGAGACGAAGACUAUCCUGAUCAAGACGUCGAAGCUUUGA
Messenger RNA from Penicillium soppii, 1509 nucleotides. RefSeq lists its product as uncharacterized. Gene Ontology annotation, molecular function: aldehyde dehydrogenase (NAD+) activity. Lineage: Eukaryota; Fungi; Ascomycota; Eurotiomycetes; Eurotiales; Aspergillaceae. The record is from RefSeq and is a predicted model, not a curated record. Bases 1 to 1509 code for a protein of 502 amino acids. The transcript is spliced from 3 exons.